AUUUUGUACACACGCAGUCGUUUCGACAAAGAGAAAUUUCGCAUUGGAGUAAUUUUUAAUCGAGAUACGGUGAUUCUACGGAGCUGCUUCCCUAAAGAUUCAUAAAAGCAGUCGAUCGACCUGUAAGGAAUAUGUUGAACAGUACGAAUACACAAGACACAAGCAUUCGAGUUGCCAUUCGGGUUCGACCUCUGAUAAAACGGGAAAAUGAUUGUAAAGAUAAUUGGUUAGUGGAUGAAAACACUAUCUGUCAAAUUCACGAUGGAAAGAAACUACCCAAUACCACAUUUACAUUUGAUCGUAUUUUCAGCAAAGACAAGUCUACAAUUGACCUCUAUAUGGAUUUUGCAAAACCAAUUGUACUUUCUGUUAUGGAAGGAAUUAAUGGCACUUUGUUUGCCUACGGUCAAACCUCGUCAGGCAAAACAUACACCAUGAGUGGUACCGUUGAUUCCCCUGGCAUUAUUCCCUUUGCUCUUGACGAAGUCUUCAACUGCAUCUCAAAAAGUCAGAAUCGGGAAUUUCUUUUGCGUGUCUCCUACAUGGAAAUAUACAACGAAAUCAUUACGGAUCUUCUGAAUCCGAAGUCGACCAAUUUAAGAAUUCGCGAAAAUGUCGACAGAGAAAUUUCCGUUGAAAAAUUGACGGAAAGGGUCGUGACAAGCGUGGAUGAAAUUAUUGAUGUGAUGAAAAUUGGCGAGAAAAACCGUCAUAUUGGCGGGACGAAUAUGAACGAAAGAAGUAGCAGAUCUCAUACCAUAUUUAGAAUGGUUGCAGAAAGCAGGGAAACACAUUCUCGUAACAGUAUUGAAAGCGGCGAGUUUGACGGAGCUGUGAAAGUGUCUCAUCUGAACUUGGUCGAUUUGGCUGGUUCUGAACGAGCUUCCGUAACAGGUGCGGAAGGUAUCCGGCUGAGAGAAGGUGGCUUUAUUAACAAGAGUUUAUUUGCCCUGGGCAAUGUCAUAAAUAAACUGAGCGAAGGAGAGAGUACUUUCGUUCCAUUUCGCGACUCAAAGCUAACCCGUAUCUUGCAAAACUCUCUGGGUGGAAAUGCGAAAACCUCUAUCAUUUGUGCCGUGACUCCAGCAUCGACGGACGAAACACUCAGUACUCUACAGUUUGCAAGUCGAGCCAAAAGGAUAAAAAACAGACCUGAAGUAAACGAGGUGCUUGAUGAUGGAACAAUGUUGAAACGAUGUAGAAGAGAGAUAAGUGAGCUCAAACGACAACUUGACAAGUCACAUACAAGAGAGGAAGUCCUGAAACGUGAGAUGGAACUUCAAAUGGAAAAGGAUAUGAUUCAGAAGGAACUUGAAAACCAAAGAAAAGUGGCUGACGAAACUAAGGCAAAGUUACGAGAACUGGCGAAUGUAUUUUGUACAUCAAAGCCAAAAGAGAUCGAAUCUAAGCAACGAAAACAACGUCGAUGGACGGUCUGUCCAAUGGGUGCCCGCCGUAAACCUCUGCUGACCUCAUCAAUCGACAGCGAGUUCAACAGACCUUCCAGGAGACUGGACCUAACGUACGCUGGUAGCCCAAGCCGAGAUCUGGACGUUGAUAUCAGCCGCGCCGAGUUUAGUGUGGAUCAUCAUCAACGAUUUCUCGAGCAACUCCAGGAAAAAGAAGAGGAAGCAAAUAUCGCCGAUCAAAGUGUACUGAGUUCUGUAGAUGAGUACAGGAGUUCCCUCAGUUCCGCAAAUAAUCAAGAGACCAGAAUUGCAGAACUAGAGUCCGAAGUGAAAAGGUUGAUUGAUGAAAGGGAUGCCUUGAGCAAAGAACGGGAUACAAUACAAAACGACUUGUCGGAAAACAUCACAUCUUCGUGCGAGAUGCAGGAAGAUUUACUGAGGACGAAAGACAAAUUGAAGGAAAAGAAAAAAGAAAACCACGUGUUGGAAGAACGAUUACAUCAAUUCGAGGCUUUGCAUGCAAACGAAAGUAAUGUUGCUGCUAGCGAGAAAAAUCAUAUAUUUGAACGAGAGCUAACAAAGUACAAAACUGAAAAUGAGGCCCUGAUAAAGGAACUUGAAGCGAAGACAAAUGAACUGCUGGAAUCGCAAAAACAAGGCAAAGAAUUGGAAGAGAAGGUCGAGUUACUGAAUGUGAUUCAAGAUGAUCUCGCGACUGUCGACGCUCUGCAAGAAGAACUGGUUCAAGAACAAGAAAAAAACAAAACCUUGCUGGAAGAAAUACGUCAAAGUCAAGACGAUAAAGAAAAACUGCGUGAGGAACUUGAACAUCUAGGCAACUUUGCCGGUCAUCAGAAAAACUCUGUUGAGUUAGAGCAGAGAAUUAAAAUGGUCAACGAGGAAAACAACGAACUUCGUAAGAAAAUUGAUGAACUUGAUGUCGUAAAUAGUCCAGAUGGAUUAAAUGAAGAAAUUGAAGUGUUAAAAACUCGUCUACGGGAGAUUGAAGCACACAACGCUGUUUUACGUGGAAAUUGCGAUGACUUCAAAGAGAAAUAUCACCGUGUACGUUCUGAAUUGGACGAAAAAUCAUCCUUGACUGUUAAGAAAACGACCGAAGAUUCGUCAGAAGAGUUACUGAAGGCGAAGGAGUUCGAGAUUGUUGAACUGCAAGAAAAACUCGAGCUGCUAACAGAAAAGUUGUCGCGAAAAAGAAGACGCGCCAGUCAUCAUUCUUCUGACAUAUAUGUCCCUUCUAUUACGCCCGAAACAGAAAGCGAAACAAUUUUGUUAAAACUACUUGACGAAUUGUCAAAAGUGGACGCUGGUGAAAGUCCUGGUAAUGGGAAACUUGAUGACGUCAUUACGUACGUGAAGAACUAUCUCAGUGGACGUGAUGCGUCCGGAAGUCAGAAUGAGAAUAGAGAGAGCUCUUCUUCUCCAAACGAGUCUGAAGACGAUGGUGCUUUAGAAUCGACUAUAUGUCGUGAGUUGGUCGAGAUUAAGCAACUGCGUCGGGCUUCGUCUACGAUGCAAGUUUUUGAACAAAAGGAAACAAACGACAAUGACGAAUCUGAAACUAUCAAAGAUCUACAAAACCAAUUGGCCGAAGUCUUGUCUAGUAAAGAAACCUUGACGCAACAAUACGACGGCUUUGUCGAAGCGUUUUCCAACGAAUCCAAAAACGAGUUAGCUGAAAAGGAGUCUGAACUGAAAAGGCAAUCUGAGGAGCUGUUGCAAUUGCAUGAACGGUUAGCUCAAGAGUUAGCCAGAAAUACGGAACUCGAAGAAAGGGCAAAAAUACUUGAGGCAAAACAAGAUCAGAAAUCUAUUGAGAAUGAUACCAAACAAUGGUAUAAUUCUGUGCAACUGGUGGAGUCAUCACCAUCAAAUGUAAUGUUCGAAGCACGAAAUAAAGAUUCCCCAGCACGCAAAGAUUUCGAAACACAAACCGAACAGAAUUCACCGUUGAGUUUGGCCACGAAAGAGGAACUUCUUCAGUCCUACCAAACCAGCGUUAAUGAUCUGCGAGAAGAUUACUUUGCGGAGCUAGCGAAGAGAGAAGAAAUGUUUUCAGCAUCGGAUAAGCAGCGUGAGGAAGAACUGAUGCAAAAAGAAACAGCAUUGCAAGAGAUGUCCAGCGAAAUACAGCGGCUGAGGGCAAAACUCGACGAAGUCAGAGAAGAUUCGACAAUUUGCACGGAUUUGAAAGAUAUUUCUGUGCCUCACAAAGAAAUUUGUGCCAAUGCAUUUUCGGGAAGUGUAUGCGAGAAUAGAAUAACCCCGGAACGAAAGCGAAAAUUGACUCCAGAUACUGCCGAGCAAAAGCGUUGGAAAAAUCCCAAAAUUUCUCAGAUAAAUGAUCAGUCUGACGAAAUUUCUGAUUUCGAGAACCAGUUAGAAACCAAAGAUAUACUCGAGAGAAGCGUGGCGAAAUCACGGCAAGAAUUGGAAGAGAAAAAUUUGGAACAACAGGACUUGAUGCACGAGGUGGAACCAGUAAAAGAGAAUUUGGAGGAUGAUUAUAGGGUCUCUGAGAUGUCGGUGGAUGGAGUUGAGAACAAGCCUAAGAUAGAAAUGUUGCCAAAAGAUAUGGAACUACCGAGGGAAUCUCUAAAAAUCGAAAAACUAGAGGAGUUUGAUACUAACAGCAUUUUUAAAGGUAUAGCAAUCACUGAAGAAGCGAGUAGUGAACAUGGGAUUAAGCAUGAAGAUGAAAUGGGUCAAAAAGGCAUAGAACUACAACAAAAGUCGUUAAAAAUUGAAGAAAGUCCUAAACAAUUAAACGCUAGCAGUGAUCUUGUCACUGAAGGAUCGAUUAAUGAACGUAGGAGUGACCUUGAAGAGGAAUUAUCACAAAAAGAGAUAGAACUACAGAGUAAUUAUUUAAAAAUUGAAAACCUACAUAAACGGUUAAACGAUAUGGCGGUCACUGAAGCUUCAAUUAGUGAACUUAACGAGAAGCUUGAAGCGGAUAUGUUGCAAAAAGACAUAGAAUUGCAAGAGAAAUCUUUACAAAUCGAAAACUUGCAAAAACAAUUAGACACUAGCAGAAAAGAUCAGGCGUUUGCCGAAGAGUCGACGAAUGAAUUUAAGAAUGAACUCGAGGCAGAAAUUAUGCAAAAAGACAAACAACUACAACAAAGAUCUUUAGAGAUUGAAAACCUCCAUAAAAAAUUAAACGAUAUAGUUGGUAUCGAGGAAUCGAUCACUGAGCCUGCAAACCACAUGGCAGAACGUAUUGAAAACUUGCAAGAGGAAUUGUACCAAAGAAAUGAACAAGUACAAGAAAAGAUCUGCGAAAUCGAGCAUUUGAAGUUGUUGAUUGGCCAUCAAUCCGAGAAUGAAUUGAAAGAGGAGCUGCCGCUGGGUGAUGGAAAUUUGCAGGAGGAGCUUUUAGAUGAAGUCACUGAAGAGAAUGCGGAUAAUUUGUGCGGCAGUGGGGAGGAGACAGAACUGGAACCUAAGCUGGCAGAGGCUCGAGAGUCGUAUGAAAGACGUCUAUUACAAAAUGAUAUCAGUAUUGCUGAGUUGAAGAAAAAGUACGAAAUCGAACUGACCGAGAAGAGUAGGGAACUUCAAGAGAAGCAGAAAGAAGUCGACCGUCUGAAUAGAAAACUAAAAUUCGAGAUGGCGACGUUGGUUGAAAAUACUGAUCUCGAAACUCUGGAGGAAGAGCUCAGUAUUGUCAGAAUGGAUUACGAUUCUGCUCUUGAGGAAAUCAACAUCUUGAAAGAUGAAUUAGAAACUGCUAAGAAGUUAGUAUUGGAACAUGAAGCUUGCGUUGCCGAAGUAGAGGCACGGUCCCUUGAAGAGGUAAGCUUAAUAAAAGAAGAAAUGCUAGCCGUUGUUUCACAGAAAGAAAGUUUGGAGAGAGACAUGGAAAUUCGUUUCCCUGAGGUGGAAGCUCGAUUCCUGGAGGAAAUGGCUACACUGAAAAGGGAAUUGGAAGAUGUUCGAUGUGUGCAGGAAAGUUUGUUAAAAGAAUAUAAAGCUCGUCUUGUUCAAGUAAAAAGCCAAUACCACGAAGAAAUAAGUGUGUUGGAAAGAAAAUUGGAAAAUUCUGUCUCGGACAAUGCAAAUAUGGUUAAAGAGCACGAAUCUCGCAUUUCUGAAGUGCAAACGCGGUUGGGCGAAGAUUUUGAGAAAAUAUCUUCAGAAAAUGAGAAGAUAAGAAAAGAACUGAUUGACCUUCAAGGAAAGUAUGAUGCCGAGGUAGCAAAGAAUGAAUUGGUAAUUAUUGAUCAUCUAUCAUCCAGUGAGAAACGUGAAACGGAAUUACACGAAGUAAUGAGAAGCAAAGAGGCUUUAGUUGUAGAGCAUGAAGCUACCGUCACCCGAAUGAAUACAGAAUUCACUAAUACCUUGGAGCAAAUGCGUUCGGAUGCCGACAAAGUAAUCAGAAGCAAAGAGGCUUUAGUUGUAGAGCAUGAAGCUACCGUCAUGCGAAUGAAUACAGAAUUCACUAAUACCUUGGAGCAAAUGCGUUCCGAUGCCGAUGAAAGUUCAAAAAUGAUAUUAGAGUUAAAAGAGACUUUAAGAAAAACAGAAAACACCAGGGCUGACAGCGAAAAACUUUUAUUGCAUUUGAAUGAAAAAGAUGAAAUUAUUGAAACGAAGACCGCCUUAGUUGCUAAACUUGAAGAAGAAACAAAAGCAUUGAUUGAAGCCAAAGAAAAAAUGCUUGAAGAACAUGAAGCCACGACAGAAAUGUUAAGGCAGGAUUUUGACGAUCAAAUUGAAAGCAUUAGACAAGCCGUUGAGGAAAAGGAACGUGAGUUAGUGCGCGCGCAAGACGAGAACGUGAACACGCUACGUGCAGAAUUAGAUCACGAACGUGAAAGAUUAAAAACAGUUGUUGACGAAUGGACUACCCAGGUGCGCGACUUAGAGAGGAAGCUUCUUGAUCAGGAAAUACAGUACGAAGAAAGCUUGGUAGAGAAGGAGAAACUGAAAGAACAAGUUGGGAGUUUAGUGUCCGAAGCGAAGCUGAUAAACCAAGACCUCGAAGAUAAGAAGAAUCGCGUUACCGAGCUCGAAUCUGAAUUUUUGGAAGCAAACGAGAACUGUGAAAACUUGAUAAGUGUAACCGAACAACGGGAUUCCCUUCAGGAAAAUUUGAAUGCGACUGCCGAAGAGUUAAAAAAGAGCCGAGACGAUGUUAAAGAAAAGUAUGAAAAAGUCUUAGUUUUAGAAAAGGAACUCAAUGAAACCAACCAAGCUAUGGAGGGUUUGAGAAAGGAGAACGAGAUUAAAAUCGAAGAUCUUCAACAGCAGAACAAAAUCUUGAAAACAGACAUAGAAAAAGUCGUCGCAGAAAACCAGAAUUUGAAAACAGAUUCCGAGAAGCAUCAAGCGCAGUUGCGAAAAAUGGAAGAACAAAUUGAGACUCAGAAGGAAAUGAAUCUGUCUGGCACAGAAACACAGUUGUCAGAGGCUUCUUGUCAGAACUGUCGCAGACGUAGUGGAACACGACAGGGUAGACGGGAAAGCGAGGUAUUCAAGUUGAUGCUAAUGGACAUUAAAGAACAAGUUGGUAGUGAGCACCUCGAACAGGAUAAAUUAAUUGACGAGCUGAACCACACGCUGGUCACCACGCAAGAAAGACUUGAACAAAAGGAAUUCGUUCUCGAUGAAAAAGAAAUCGAAAUUUUGGAAAAGGAUGAAAUUGUUAAGGAGCUUCAAGAGAAGUUAGUUGCUGCUGAACAGCUCACCGCCUUGCAUGAGAAUACGAAUACUGAACUUUUGACAAAACUGGAACAAGAGACUGCGGAAAUGGAGACUUGUCGCGCAAAAUUGGAAAGUGCAGAAGAGGAAUUACUUCAAGCUAAGCUGGAGUCUGAAAAAUCAAUCGAAAAACUGAUUCAUGAAAGAAACGCUUUGCAGGAAAGAGUGCAUGAUAAUGAAAGCAUGUUUAGCGAAGAACAAUUGAGAGAGUUGUACAACAGUAUGGAAGAGAAAUCACAAAGAAUAGCUAAUCUGGAACAGCAACUGAGUGAGGUUCACAAGAAAGAUUCGAAGAUCUGUGAACUUGAAAUGGAAAUUGAUAUACUACAAGGUGAAAUCGCAUCUUUUAACGGUCGUUGCGACAGCGAUCAGGUAAGCAUACGUGAACUGCGAGAGGUUAUUCGCGAACAAGAAACACGCAUCGUCGAGUUGGAGGCGUGCAAGGCCGGUCUCACCUUGGAGCGGGAUGAGACGAUCGCGGGGGAAUUGCGGGAUCUACGCGUGGAACUCGAGAGUACUAGAUCACGUCUCGUGGAGUUCGAGGAGGAGAAAAAACGUGGAAUGAAAGUGUUGCAGGAAAAAAUCGAGCAGUUGGCAGAAUAUAAAAUGAAUGUUGAAGUGAUGGAGGAAAAUAUCCAGAAAAAGGACGAGGAAUUACGGGAGGUGACUGAGAAGCUUGAAAAAACAUCAAAUGUUGUCAACGAAAAGGAGGUUGCAGAGAAACAAACCGUACAAGACCUAGACAAGAGCAAAGCUGAACUCAAGGAAAUGAAAAACCUGUUCGAAACUAUUUCGUGUGAGUUGGAACGUGUCAAGACCGAGCUGCAUGAUCAACGUACCGAUUCGGAGGAUAUGAUUAAAAAAUUAAACAGUGACGUGCUGGUUGCCGAGGGAGCAUUCAAGAAAGCGAUGAGUGACAAAUUUGAAGUUGAUGCAAUUCUUAAAGAAAAACAAGGUGAUUGUGAAGAACAGAAAGAAAAACUCCUAUUUCUGGAGGGUCAAAUUCAGGAAUUAGAGAAGGAAAAAUCUACUGAACUGGAAGAAUACAAAUCUAAAAUGAUGCAGCUGGAAAAGCAGUAUAGAGAUCAUAUCACCGAGUUGACUAAGGAGAAUGCAGAAAAGGAUACAUCAUCUAGUUGCCAUGAAAAAAGUAGCAUUGAGUUGGAGGAAAAGGUGAAAGAGGUGGCUGACCUGAAUGAACAGGUGCUUAAGGCUUUUAGAAUCGUGAAGAAGAAAGAGAAAGAGUGCAGCAAAUUGAACAAAGCUUUAAAUGAAUGUGAAGAGGAAAUAACCGAUUUCAAAAAUCAAAUUGAACGUCUCGAAGAUGAGAAUGAAGACCUGAAAAAUAAGUUACAAGGCAGGGACAAUGCAAGCAUCAAUGUUCAGCAACUACAGGAACAAACCCUCGAAGUCGACACAUUAAGAUCUCGAGUUUCCUGUCUCCAGGAUGAAAUAGAACAUCUUCGCAAACUAUGUAAUCUUAAUAUGGAAGAAGAACUCCAGAAAGCGAAAAAUGAACUAAAGACGAAGGAAAUGGACUUGUUUCACGUUAAUUUCGAGAAUACGAAACAAAUGGAUAGCGCAAAAAGAAAGAUACGCGAAUUGGAAAAAGAUGUCUCGGAUUACGCACGAAAGAACAACGAGCUCAAGGCAGAGAUAAGAGGUUUAAGGAACCGAGAUGAAGAACCGACUAUAGAUGUGAUGAGGAGUAAGCCUAAAAGCUCAAACGGCGAGAAUGUUGGAGUUGUGGGUAGCGUAGCAUUGUUUUCACUGAACGCUAGGGUUGAGAAACUCAGUGAAGAGAAUAAACAGCUGCAGGUCAAGUCGGAAACGUUGCAGAAAGAAGUUGAUAAACUUGGUAUCAUUAAUUUAGAUCUGAAGCAAAAUUAUGGCCAAAUUUUGGAGAAGUAUAAAAGGCUAAAGGGAAAAUUUGUAAAUGUUGUCGAAAAACAGCAAGAAAUGGAGGGAGAUCAGAAAGAUGAACACGACAAUGUCGACGCUAAACUGCAGAAUGGAGAGCAAACUCAAGCAGGGAUCAAGGCUGGUCGGCAGAACGAUGAUUCUUCGAUCAGUCAACAUGAUGUUAGAAGUGAAACAACACUUGGUAAGCAAUCAGCAUUUAAGGAUCGUAAGAAUGAAACCAAGGAGCCGAUCAACCAGCCUCCUACCAGUAGUGAACAUACAUUCAGGCAUAACACGAGCAACUCCGCUUUCAAACCGAGCAGCGAAUCCGCAUUCAGAAAGCCGAAUGUUUCAGCCGAUAAUGCAUCAAAUAUGGCAGAUAAACCUGUUGGGCCAAUUCCAAGUCAACAAGCGACCAAGUUUGCGAGUGUUGGGCUGCCACGCAGAGUUGAACAACGAAAACCGACUGGCCGAAAUCCCCCUUCCGAAAUAGCGAGUAGACAAAGCGCGGGCGCUAUGCAACCAAGUAACAUGGUCCCAAGAACUACUAAAGAUUCCGCGACAAAUGACAAAACUAGAAACGCAGCGGCAUUCUCUAGGAAAAAUAAAGAAAACAACUUGUACAACUCUGGGGAAAAACCUGACGCGUGCAAAUCACAAUAACUCGUGAUUUUCAUCAACUUUUGAACUUUUGAAAUUGUGAACUUUCAUCACGAGAGUUCCGUCAUCUGAAAACAGUCCUAAUUGACAAAGUAUUUUUAUCAUCAGUAGAACCCAACGCAUUGGUUGCGUUGACAUUGUUAUAUUUUUUCACUUUUUAGAUUCAUGUUAUUUAAUUUUCCACAUGAUUAUUGUAAAUAG
Dendronephthya gigantea is the source of this 9899-nucleotide messenger RNA. Its product is annotated as centromere-associated protein E-like. Gene Ontology annotation, biological process: microtubule-based movement; mitotic cell cycle. The transcript has 32 exons. Lineage: Eukaryota; Metazoa; Cnidaria; Anthozoa; Malacalcyonacea; Nephtheidae. Gene Ontology annotation, molecular function: ATP binding; plus-end-directed microtubule motor activity; microtubule binding. Gene Ontology annotation, cellular component: microtubule. Bases 132 to 9701 code for a protein of 3189 amino acids. The record is from RefSeq and is a predicted model, not a curated record.